Messenger RNA from Medioppia subpectinata, 471 nucleotides. The record is from the annotation of a GenBank genome assembly. NCBI's taxonomy places the organism in Eukaryota, Metazoa, Arthropoda, Arachnida, Sarcoptiformes, Oppiidae.
AUGGAUAUGUUAUCCAAAGAUAAAAUAAUUAUAAUAUUGUGUGGAGUGAUCGGUGCAGUCAUAUGCCGUUCAAUCAGUACUAAAUGCCCGGAACCUGAAGUAAUACAUCCAUGUAUUUGCGACUAUGAGUCCAAAACUUAUGAAACUCUGCUUCGAAUCCAAUGUCUGGGCGACGAAGAGUUGGAUCUGAUCCGUGUCUUCACAAACCUAAGCCAAACCCUGAAAGGGAUGAACAAAAAGUUCAACGAAUUCUACUUAAACAACACGAGAAUCACUGAAUUGCCGGCAAAUGUCUUCGCAGACAUUGGUUUCAAAAUGGUUAGGAUAGAGGGGGCGUCGCGUCUGACUCGCAUCCAUAGCCAAGCGUUUAACGGCACUCAACACACCAUUACUUCCCUCUAUAUAAACGCCACACCCGUCCAGAAUUCAGGGCCCGAUUACGACCUGUUCGGCGCCAUAAACACUCUGAAC